Macadamia integrifolia is the source of this 3583-nucleotide messenger RNA. RefSeq names its product receptor-like protein kinase FERONIA. NCBI's taxonomy places the organism in Eukaryota, Viridiplantae, Streptophyta, Magnoliopsida, Proteales, Proteaceae. Gene Ontology annotation, biological process: protein phosphorylation. The coding region runs from base 659 to 3328 and encodes 889 amino acids. Gene Ontology annotation, molecular function: ATP binding; protein kinase activity. The transcript has a single exon. The record is from RefSeq and is a predicted model, not a curated record.
CGCUAAAGCUUCCGUGUUGUGGACUUUCUGGUUUUCUCUUUUCAGUUUGCUUUGAAGCAAUUCUGAAGCAGUCCUCUUUAAUCUCUGGAAAAUUUUGGAGGAUCUGUUAAAGAGUUUUUCGUCGAAAUUGCUCUUCUGAAGGUAUUUCUCCCAAUUUGAUCUCCUAUUAUCUCUGCAUUUUGAACUUCGAUAAUGGCUUGAAAUCUCCUUUCUCCGAUCAAGUUAAUGAAGGUUUUAAGUGAAUUUCUUUUGCUUUCUUCCUUAUUUCUGGAAAGAUUGUUUCUAGCUAGCCUAUACUGUAAAGCAGAUAGUUUGAUGAAUCUGACUAUCUGAGUGUUUGCUGAGAUUUCUCUUUUCUCUACUCAUGAUGGUAAAGUUUUGUUCCUCAUUUUUCGGUCCAAACCCUAGAUAGGGGGGAUGACCUAGAUUUACUUUUGAUCUCCGUAUGUCCCGAGUUUCUCUCUUUCUAGCAUGCACGCUGGGUCGUCUUCUUUCUCUGUUUAGGCGGAUUUUGGCUAUGAAUCGACUUGUGGAUUCUUGAGGUGAGUGUGCAUUUCAGAACUCUUAACUUUCCCUGAAAAAUCAGCUGUGUGUAUUUCGUGAUUUCGAGGGUUCUGUUGAAAUUCAACUUCCUUGGAUUCCCUUCUGCUUGCCAUCGAUGGAGAAGACCAGUAAGAGUCCUCCUGUGUCCAUUGUCAUCUCGUUGUUCUUCUUCUCUUUCUUAUUUCGUGUGGGUUUUGCCGACAAUUCAUCGUAUGUUCCCGCUGACAAAAUCCUCUUGAGCUGUGGUGCAUCCUCUGAUAGUGUGGAUACGGAUGGUCUGAGAUGGACCUCUGACAUCGGUUCCAAGUUUGUGGCCGCUGGUGGUAACCCAUUAGCAUCCCCAGCUUCCAAUCAAGAUCCCUCUGUUCCUGAAGUCCCUUACAUGACUGCAAGUAUCUUUCACUCUGAAUUCACUUACAGCUUCCCUGUUGCCUCCGGCCGGAAAUUUGUCCGGCUCUAUUUUUACCCAGAUUCUUAUUCUGGCCUCAAUGCCUCCAAUGCUCUCUUUACUGUCACAUGUGGGCAAUAUACUCUACUCAAAAACUUCAGUGCUUCCCAGACCACUCAGGCUCUGAACUACGCCUUCAUCGUUAAAGAAUUCUCUGUUAAUGAAGAUGGUGAAAGAUUGAACCUUACCUUCACGCCAUCAAAGGCUUCCAAUGCAUAUGCCUUCGUGAAUGGGAUUGAGAUUGUGUCAAUGCCUGACAUAUAUAGUACUGCGAAUGAAGAUUUGUUUAUCGUUGGUGAAGGUGCUGCAUUCCCCAUUGAUAACAGUACUGCACUUGAGAAUGUUUUUCGGCUAAAUGUUGGUGGAAAUGAUAUUUCACCGUCAGGCGAUACUGGCAUGUUGAGGUCUUGGUCCGAUGAUUCGCCAUAUAUCUUUGGUGCAUCGAUUGGUGUGACUGAUUCUGCAAACUCCACAUCCGAAAUUCAAUACCAGGAAGGCAUGCCUAGUUAUGUUGCACCUGUGGAUGUGUAUGCGACUGCUAGGUCAAUGGGUCCAGUUCCAAGCGUCAAUUUGAAUUACAAUCUGACAUGGAUUCUCCCAGUUGACUCGGGGUUUUUCUAUCUUGUGAGGCUUCAUUUCUGUGAGUUCGAGCACACCAAGAUUAAUCAGAGGGUGUUUGACAUCUUCCUCAAUAAUCAGACUGCACAGGGAGCGGCAGACGUGAUUGCUUGGACUCAAGUGAGCGAUGUUCCUGUGUAUAAGGAUUAUGUGGUGGUCGUUCCAAAGGGGGAAGGCCAGCAGGAUAUGUGGCUUGCACUGCAUCCUAAUACAGCAUCACAGCCCAAUUUUUAUGAUGCACUCUUAAAUGGGUUGGAGGUUUUUAAGGUGAAUGAUUCCACUGGAAACCUUGCUGGGCCUAAUCCAAUUCCCCCACCGGUGCAGAAAGUGAUAAAUCCAGGUUUGGCUACAUCUUCUAGUUCAGGUGGGUCAAAGAAUCAAGCUGCAGUCAUUGCUGGAAGUGUUAUAGGUGGUAUCGCUGUUGUCUGUCUCCUUUGUUUUGUUGUGUUUGCUGUAUCCCGACGCAAGAGGCAAAGGAAGGAGUCCAGUUCCAGUGAUGGACCAUCUGGCUGGCUUCCUCUUUCGCUCUACGGAAAUUCACACUCUGCAGGAUCUGCCAAGACAAACACUACAGGAAGCUAUGCUUCUUCCCUUCCUUCAAACCUUUGUCGCCACUUCUCAUUUGCUGAAAUCAAUGCUGCUACCAAAAAUUUUGAUGAGGUACUACUCCUCGGCGUAGGUGGUUUCGGCAAGGUCUACAAGGGUGAAAUUGAUGGUGGAACAACUAAGGUUGCAAUCAAGCGUGGGAACCCGCUCUCCGAGCAGGGUGUACAUGAAUUCCAGACAGAAAUUGAGAUGCUUUCAAAGCUACGACACCGCCACCUGGUCUCAUUGAUUGGUUACUGUGAAGAGAAUUGUGAAAUGAUCCUUGUUUAUGAUUACAUGGCCCAUGGGACACUCCGGGAGCACCUCUACAAGACCCAAAAGCCACCACUUCCAUGGAAGCAAAGGCUUGAAAUCUGCAUUGGAGCUGCAAGGGGAUUGCACUACCUCCACACCGGUGCCAAACACACUAUCAUCCACCGAGAUGUCAAGACAACGAAUAUCCUCUUGGAUGAGAAGUGGGUAGCAAAGGUUUCAGAUUUUGGGUUGUCAAAGACAGGCCCAACAUUGGAUCACACGCAUGUUAGCACUGUUGUAAAGGGUAGCUUUGGAUAUUUGGAUCCGGAGUAUUUCCGGCGGCAGCAGCUCACAGAGAAAUCGGAUGUAUACUCAUUCGGGGUGGUACUAUUUGAGAUCCUGUGUGCACGGCCGGCAUUGAAUCCAACACUGCCAAAGGAGCAAGUAAGCUUGGCUGAAUGGGCCUUGCAUUGCCAGAAGAAAGGGAUCCUUGACCAGAUCCUCGAUCCAUAUCUGAAGGGAAAGAUUGCGCCAGAGUGCUUCAGGAAGUUUGCGGAGACAGCAGAGAAGUGUGUGGCAGAUCAGGGGAUCGACCGGCCAUCAAUGGGUGAUGUGCUGUGGAACCUUGAAUUUGCAUUACAGCUGCAGGAGAGCGCAGAGGAGAGUGGCGUGCUUCAGAGUGAUAUCGACACAGAAGAGACACCAUUCAAGAAAAGCAGUGGGGGAAAGGACCCAGAUGGGUAUGAGAGGAACAUAACGGAUUCAAGUAGCAGUGGGAUGACAAUGAGCAUUGGAGGCCGAAGCCUUGGGAGUGAAGACUCGGAUGGUUUGACACCCAGUGCAGUGUUCUCACAAAUAAUGAACCCUAAAGGACGUUGAGGGCUCUGCCGGAAGCUGCCCAAAUCUAAACAAAUAGCAUCUUGGUUAACUAAGUCAUGUCUUUUGAAUUUUUUUCACCCCCGUUCAUUAACGGUAGCAAAAAUCAUUCCUGUUGUUUACGAAAUAUUUAUGGUAUUGGCGUUUUGUAAUUUAUAUAUACAUAUAUUAUAUUGUAAACUCUGAAGAAGCUUGUUAGUGUGUUAAUUUGAUAUUUGGAAUUAGUAUUGAAUAUUAUUAUUGCUCAUUCAAAAGCCA